AUGCUAGUUAACCAGCUCGUCAGAGACAGAAAGAUUGCCAUUCUCGCGCUACAAGAAUCUCACCUAGAUGAUGGGAGGACGGAGUCUCUCAACCGAAUCUUCGGACGACACAUGUCCAUUCUGCACUCCCCAGACCCCGCAAACAGCACGGGUGCGAGAGGUGUAGCUAUCGUAAUAAACAAACGCAUACUAAAGGACUGCGCUCCCACUGUACGACAGAUCGUACCCGGGAGAGCCAUCCUAAUUACCAUACCCUGGUCUGAAGACCGCAAACUGAAAAUUCUGAACGUAUACGCGCCGAACGAUGCAGCAGAGAACGAGUCUUUCUGGGCGAGAUUAGCGAGUGAACGCCUAGGCCGUGUCGACCUACUGCUGGGAGACUUCAACGUAGUGGAAGACCGUGCGGACCGGAUACCACAAAGGGAAGACCCGGAGGGCCCACGGGAAGCACUCCAGAACCUGUAUGAGGGACUGAGCAUGGUGGACGGCUGGAGGAAUUCGAAUCCACUCCACCCACGCUUCACCUUCCUACAGGAGAGUACGUCGUCCCAAUCAAGACUGGAUAGAAUAUAUGUCAGACGACAAAUGCUUAAGGACUGCUCAGACUGGGAUAUAACGGAACUCGGCAUCCCGACAGAUCACUUGCUUGCGUCGGUAGCGAUCCAGAAUUAUAAAGCGCCCUUCGUAGGUAAAGGCCGAUGGGUGAUGCCGGUCCACUUGCUUGAGGACCAGGAGAUGAAGAAGACCAUGCUGGCCCUGGCUGCUGAUCUAGUCCGGCAACUCGACGGAGCACGAGCUAGAACGAUGGAGGUCAAUCCUCAAACAAUUUACACAGCCUUCAAAAAGGAACUUACCGCUGCUGCUCGAGCCCGAGCGAGGGAAAAAGUCCCCAAAAUGCAAAAGAGAAUCGAUAGAAUGCGCGACGACCUA
Molecule: messenger RNA, 930 nt
Organism: Trametes versicolor FP-101664 SS1
Lineage: Eukaryota; Fungi; Basidiomycota; Agaricomycetes; Polyporales; Polyporaceae
Product: DNase I-like protein
Exons: 1
Biological process (GO): base-excision repair
Cellular component (GO): nucleus
Molecular function (GO): DNA-(apurinic or apyrimidinic site) endonuclease activity; double-stranded DNA 3'-5' DNA exonuclease activity; phosphoric diester hydrolase activity
Source: RefSeq, a predicted model, not a curated record